Messenger RNA from Ruditapes philippinarum (Manila clam), 381 nucleotides. Its product is annotated as methylcrotonoyl-CoA carboxylase beta chain, mitochondrial-like. The transcript has 3 exons. The record is from RefSeq and is a predicted model, not a curated record. Lineage: Eukaryota; Metazoa; Mollusca; Bivalvia; Venerida; Veneridae. Bases 64 to 381 code for a protein of 105 amino acids.
AUGACUAGCUUAUUCUUACGAGCGCUAUUAUUUAACUUCCGGUUGUAAAUCAUAAUUCUAAAAAUGAUUAAUAUUUGCAAAUGUCUCCGAAAUGCAAAAGUGUCAUGUAGAAAAAAUAUAUUUAAUGAAUAUAUCAAAACAGUUUGUAUACCUUUACGAACAUAUUAUGUCGACGAGGCUCCAACAAUUGGUAAAAGUCCGGACAAAACCAACCCUGACUACAAGGAGAACUAUGAGGUGAUGACAAACUUGGUCAGUGAACUUCGUGGAAAAGUUUCGACAAUUCUCCAAGGUGGUGGUGAGAAGGCAAGACAAAGACAUAUGUCAAGGGGCAAAACUUUUACCAAGGGAGAGAAUUAUGAAAUUACUAGAUCCGAGUGA